CAAAAAAACAGAAACAGGUGCAGAAGAGGAGAGGAAGAAGAAUAAAAUAAUUCACCAAGCUUGAGCGUAAGGCGGUGUUCUUGUGUUCGCUUUGGAGAGUCAUCACUAGCUGACACCAGCCAAAGAGAAAGAGAGAAGAGAUGGCUGAGGCUCCAAAGAUUGAGCUCUUUGUCAAGGCCAGCGAUGACGCUGAAAGCAUCGGGAACUGUCCUUUCUCCCAGAGGCUCUUCAUGAUUCUUUGGUUGAAGGGAGUCAACUUCACCCUCACCACCGUCGACAUGAGGAGGGCACCAGAUGUGCUGAAAGAUCUGGCUCCUGGAUCUCAGCCUCCCUUCCUCCUCUACAACAAGGAGGUGAAAACAGACACCAAUAAGAUUGAAGAGUUCCUAGAGGAAACCUUGGCCCCACCACAAUACCCAAAACUGUGUUGUCGAUACAAAGAAUCCAACGGCGCAGGAGAAGACAUCUUCCGGACGUUUUCGGCGUACAUUAAAAAUCCCAAUCCUGGUUUGAAUGACUUGCUGGAGAAGAAAUUCCUGUCAACUCUGGUGAAGCUGAAUCGGUACCUUGAGACAGCGCUCCCUCAUGAGCUGGAUCAGAACCCAAAUGAAACUGAGUCUAAACGCCUCUACCUGGACGGUAACUCCUUGACCCUGGCGGACUGCAACCUGCUCCCCAAACUCAACAUUGUAAAGGUGGUGUGCAAGCUGUACCGUAACUUUGACAUGCCCAGAGAGCUGAAAGGUCUGACACGUUACCUGGACAGAGUCUACAAGGAGGAUGUGUUUAGGUGCACCUGCCCAAACGACUCAGAGAUUCUCAACGCGUACAAAUCUGUGGCCAAAUACCUGAAAUAAUAGGUCAACAGGGAGUAAAAAAGGAAGAAAAAAAUUAGUAAAAAUAAACAGAAACAAAGAAAAUCAUACUUAUGGUGACAAGCUGAAACCCUAACUAACCUUUAUAUCCUAAUUAUGAAAAUGAGGGUUUGAUUUAAAUGUUUACAUCUGCGUGUUUCAUUAUUUCCUUAAGUGUUUUGUAUAUAUCUGAGGCAGAUGUAAUGUGAAAUAUACAGAUGUGGAAUUAUUUUUCAUGACCUGCAAAGAGUAGGAAAACAUCCCACAGGAAUUUUGUUUUGUGUCUCAUUGUGUGUGUUUAUCAGUACGUGAGAGCUAUAAAUAUUUCAUUUUUUGCAUGUUUCAGUAUUUUAUGUUCAGACAUUAGCAUCA
Molecule: messenger RNA, 1226 nt
Organism: Nematolebias whitei (Rio pearlfish)
Lineage: Eukaryota; Metazoa; Chordata; Actinopteri; Cyprinodontiformes; Rivulidae
Gene: clic3
Product: chloride intracellular channel 3
Exons: 7
Coding region: 141-857 (238 amino acids)
Source: RefSeq, a predicted model, not a curated record